Molecule: messenger RNA, 1099 nt
Organism: Bombyx mandarina (wild silkworm)
Lineage: Eukaryota; Metazoa; Arthropoda; Insecta; Lepidoptera; Bombycidae
Source: RefSeq, a predicted model, not a curated record
AAAUUUCCUCCCCGCAGUCACAGUGUCGCGGUUCGCUCGAGGCGGGAGUCGCGUCGCGCUGCCCGCUAAAAACUUUCCACCUUACGUACGCUUAAAAACUUUCGACUGUGAAUGACUCGUGUUUAUAUAGAACCUGUUUUGAUAAUGAAAGAUGCAUCACGCAUUCGCGCAUUUAAAAGAGACUGCAAACUGAUAAAAUCAACACAAAUUCAAUGACCGCUGGUUGAAAAAUAAAGAAUACAGAGUAGCAUAAAAAAAUUUUUGAGAUAAAAUUCAGCAAACGGUUGACUGACUGACAAUCACAGAAAAGUGAGGAUUCUGCAGCGGCAGUCGCGUAGGCGGCGCCGCGUGGUGCUGUUGUGGCUCGCUGGCGCCACUUGUGGCUUUUGGCGGGCCUGGGUGCUGCGGGAGCUCAGAAGAGCCCCCUAGGCUGGGCCAUGGGAAGCUCACAGAGACUGGCCGCCGUAGCAGCCGUCUCACAUGCGAAGCACUACUAUAACCAUACACAAAUACAUUCACAGCAAGCGGAAUCUUCACAAUUCACUCUUAAUGUAUUUUUUGUAAGUGCAACACUAUGCGGGGUGCUGGUGGCUGUGUGUGCGGCCUGCUGGAAACGAUCGCCGUCUUCAGACAAACCCGAAGACGUGGUCGAGUGUCACGGGAUAUAUACAGUCAGUGGCGAUACUAGGCUGAGUCAGGUUCAAAUUGAUGUACCAGGACCUCCACCGGCAUAUGAGACUCUGGCAGAAGGACAAUCGCAUCACAAGGACUGCGCUCAUAUCUUGCAGGAGACGGUUACAGAGCCGUGUCCGCGUUGCCAAUCGAACCACGGGGACGCCGAGCUCCCGUCAUACGAAGCAGCGUUAAUGCUCCGCGACACCAAAAUAUAAGGCCUUAUGUUCUAUUAACUAGAGUUUAGUUUUGAUGUUAUAGUAUUGUUUUAGCACUGUCUGUGUUUCUCUAAGUGGAAAUUUCUUUAAAAUGUAUCGCUGUUUGAAAAUGGCGCGGGUCGAAAAGUAGAAGCAUUAGACAUUACUUAAGUUCGCAAGUACUAAAUGCACCUGCAAAGCAGAAAUCUUAAUAAUUAUAUAAUUUAAGU